Alternaria conjuncta is the source of this 1110-nucleotide messenger RNA. RefSeq lists its product as uncharacterized. The record is from RefSeq and is a predicted model, not a curated record. The transcript is spliced from 2 exons. The coding region runs from base 1 to 1110 and encodes 369 amino acids. NCBI's taxonomy places the organism in Eukaryota, Fungi, Ascomycota, Dothideomycetes, Pleosporales, Pleosporaceae.
AUGGAGAAGACUAAUAAAACAAGCAACCAAGGCAAAGAAGUCAACUUCGAGAACUACUUUGUACAAAAGGUUCCAGGACUGUACAUCGCCCUUGAUUCCAGUAACGACAGUGGUCAAACUUCCGUAGUCAGGCAUGACAAGAAUGACAACAACAUGUACCCGGUAUGGGACUCUACAUGGAAACGGGCGCCAGAAACUCUUCCCAUGCUGGAAGACCAGGCCGUUUUCACUACCGGCGGUCCCCACGAUAUCUUUGCUGUACCUACAAAGCUGGAGGAGACGGUUACCGUGCAUUAUAGCCCACUCGAGGGCCAGCAGACUACUAUUUACAUACACCCCUCAAACAGUGUCGAGCAACGCAUCCCGCGAUAUAUGAGGACGCUCGAUGCGGCGGACGUCUCGCCAGAGGAUCUUGCGAAGCCGAUUCCACCAUAUGACCCUAAGUCAGGCGGAGGGGCGGAUGUACGCCAGAAGCAGCUCAGUAUGACGGUGGAUUCGGCAUCAGAGUACGAGGGAGUUGACGACCAGGAUGAGGAGCAUCCGACUAACGAGGAAAGUGAGGAGGAAGACGACGGCGACGCAGCGAUCGCUUCUGCACCCGCUAUCGCUGCGUCUGUAGGUACAAACAACUCGCUCUACCUCCACGCACACGAGCACCGUACGAGCUACGCAACCCUCACCCUCAACGAGCAGUCAAGGACGCUAACCAUCAACCCGAUAAAAGCCAGAACAAACCUCAAAGUCAUUAAUCUCAGAGGCGCGGGCGGCCAAACACCCAUAACCAUCCAAUGCUACCCCUUCCAAGAAGGCCGCACCCUCCGCUUUGUCGAUUGCGGCUUUAAGACUAUGAUCGAAAGAAAGGAGGUCCUGUAUAAGGAGUGUCAUGUUCAUCUUCCGUCAGAUAAGUGGCAUGCGGGUUUCGAGCAUGGGGUUUUGGGCGGUAGGGACAGGACGGCAUUUGGCCCGCAUGAUACACGGCAUGCGGAACAUAACGCUGGUGUCUUUGGCCGGUUUAUGGAUGCGUUGGAGAGGAUUGUGGGAGUAGGGAAUGUGGAGAGGUGUAGGAAGUUGGAAAAUGGUGAGGUUGUGGAUGAAGAUGCGGAAGAGUAA